AAGCGACGCGCGAUGAGUUCGUCUACAGGGAAAGAAAUUUGUGGAAUUUGCGGGAUGAAAAGGCUCAUCAUGCAUCGCAACCUAAUGAAGGUGAAGACGAAGUUUUCAAGCACCACGGUAUUUCAUUUGCUGGAACGUUUUUCUGAGCGGAAGCUUUCGCAUCGAACCACCAACUUAGUAGAGUCCGGUGCUUGUAGCGAUUGCUAUGCCAAGCUGAACGAUUACGAUGCCGCUCACACGAAAGCACUAAUCAUACAGCAAGAGCUGACGGAUCUGCUGCAAAACGGCAGCUUGCGUAUAUUUGAAGACGUGCAGGAACUGCGUGAGGAAUGUGUGGACGAAGACAAGCACGAGAACAAGGCUAAUGAAAUCAAAUGGGUUCCACAUCUGGAGCAUCCUGGAGAGGUUCGUGUGGUUGACGACAAAAAACCAACAUUCUCCAUAGCUGGUUUGUCCACUAUUCGCGUUUCUAUGAAAUGCAAUGUAUGCGAAGAACUAUUUAACAACAUACACGAUAUGAAACUACAUUCCCAUGAUGAAGCUAACUGUGAAGAGCAGCUGGAUAUGCUGGGAAGGGAAUCCGCUGUUCGAUCACCGACGCUGGUCAUUGAGACGGUUAAGUCGGAACGUGCAUCACCGGUUAAUUUUGAUGAUGAUGCUGAUGAUUACAUGGAUUAUACUAUCAGUAUAGUGAAAGAGGAAGUAGAUGAAGAAGAAGAACGUGUGGAAUAUUACUCGAAUGCGGAGGACGACUCGGAAGCAAGUGUGAAAAAGGCUGUACAAUUUAAAUGUUUUAUCUGUGAAGCCAAGUUUGAAAGUAAACAUAAUCUUAGGGUACACUUCAAAACGAACCAUCCGAGCAGUAGUACGGAAGGAAACAUAUGCAAAGUGUGCGGCAUUUCCACCAAAACCCGGGCGGCACUUGCAAGCCACUAUGGAAAGCACGUUCGGGAAACACAAUUAACGUGCGAGCUGUGCAACAAAAAGUUCACCCAAAGAUCAUCUCUGCAGCGCCACAUGGCGAUCCACAAGGGAGAGAAGUCGUAUCAGUGCGAUUUGUGCGGAAAACAGUACCUUCACUAUUCGUCGUUCUAUAUGCAUCAACUGGCGCACAAGAACGUACGUAACAAGGAGUGCAACAUCUGCGGAUUUUUGCUACGAUCAAAUUCUCAUUUGAAGCGCCACAUGCGGACGCACUCCGGUGAAAAGCCAUUUGCUUGUCCAGUAUGUGGUCAAAAGUUUUCACAAAGGUACAACAUGGUGCAACAUCAAAAAACACACAAAGGCAUUAAAUGGCGAUCCGAUAAAACGUUUAACUGUACCUCUUGCGAUUACAUUAGCAGUCGGAGCAUGCUAAUGAAAAGGCAUAUGUUGAAACACCACGGCAAAGACAUGAACACGUCAGAAUGUUCUAAAUCGACGGACGGAAUGAAACAAGAGGACGGAAUUGCAACCACUUAA
This is a messenger RNA of Anopheles marshallii, 1461 nucleotides long. Its product is annotated as zinc finger protein 624-like. Lineage: Eukaryota; Metazoa; Arthropoda; Insecta; Diptera; Culicidae. Gene Ontology annotation, biological process: regulation of transcription by RNA polymerase II. Bases 13 to 1461 code for a protein of 482 amino acids. The record is from RefSeq and is a predicted model, not a curated record. Gene Ontology annotation, molecular function: DNA-binding transcription factor activity; RNA polymerase II cis-regulatory region sequence-specific DNA binding. The transcript has 4 exons.